UCGGGCGCUUCCAGUCAGCAGCGUCUAACGGAGGUGUGAAGAUAAGAACAGAUCGUCUGGAUUUACUGAUACCGAACUGAUCAAUCAGCAGCAGGAUGAACAGCGCAGCCGUGUAUCCCCCUCCCACUGCCCCCGCCGCCACCGCUGGCAACAUGUUUGGCACCGUGCCCGGCUAUGAAGGAAUCAUGGCAGGAGGAGGAGGUUACCUGCCGCCUCCGAUGCCCGUGGAGCCUACAGCCCCGCCUCAGCCUGGCCCCGUACCUGAUGACUGGAACAUCCCCACUCUGACGGAGGAUGUGGCUCGUGAGGCGUUCAAGAGCUACGCAUCGGCUCAGUGCUGCUACGGAAAAGAUCCCGCCACUGACGGAGUCAUCACAAGCCUCGAGCCAUUCAACACCUACAGGUAUCGACUGGAGACGUACACUGAGUCCAGGUCAACUGAGUGGGCCCACAAACCUCAUGAAGGCGAGCCGGCUGACUUCUACACCCAGACGGCCCCGCGGCCCUGGGAGAUCCAGGCCAUGGCCCCCAGCCUCUUCACUGAUCAAAAGGAGGAGAUCCGCGUGCCGUUCACCUCCUCCAUCAAGGAGUGCCACAAGUGCCAUUCCACUGGGACGAUGCCGUGUGAAGAGUGCAAAGGGAAUGGAUAUGAAAAACUGUGCUGGGUGUGUGACGGCACCGGGACGAAGGAGAAUGACAGCUGCUCUCGCUGUAACGCGACAGGCAAAGACUUAUGUACCCACUGUGAUGGUCAGGGGACAAAGAUGUGUGACACCUGUGAAGGAAAACUACAACUGCUGACUUACAUCAAGCUGAAGGUGGAGUGGACCAACAACAUAGAGGACCACGUGGUGGAGCAGAACUCUGGUCUGAAAGUCGAUGAUCUUCGUUCAGUGAGCGGGAAGGAGCUGUUCAAGAACAACCAGUACCUGCUCUACCCGCUGCUCGGGUUCCCCAACCCGGCCAUCUCUGAGGCCUCUGAGCGUCUCAUCAGGGAGCACCAGAGCAAGUACGCCCAGACCUCCAGGAUCCUGCAGCAGAGGCAGACAGUCGAGUUGAUCCCGAUCACUAAAGUGAACUACAAGUGGAAAGGCGACUCUCACCUCUACUACGUCUACGGCAAUGAGCACCAAGUCAGCGCCGACAAUUACCCACAAACCUGCUGCUGUGUCAUCCUGUAGACACACACAACCACUAGGGUUGCACAUCUCCCUGUGAUAAACCAUUCGAUUCGCAUCUAGAUACACAGGUUACGAUACGAUUCAAAAACGAUAUACUUUUAUUUGCUGAUCAUUCCUGAGUGCAGGUUCGAUCUGAGUGACAUCGUUUACAUUUUCCUUUAAUCAUAUAACCUAAUAAAACAUUGCCCGGUGUUCAGCGGACACAGUCAUGUUCUGGGAUAUUAAAUAAUGAAUUUCUAUAUACAGACGUAAAUAAUAGACCAAUAAAUAAGGAAUAUAUGAUAAAGGCAUUCCUGUGUCCCUGAGCAGGAAACAGUUCACAGUAAAAACAGCUGAUCCAGCUGUGAUCCGCUGCCGUCGUCAUUAGAAACAGACGUCGCUUCACGUGACGAUUAGGAGGGAAGGACGUCUCAUGUCUCUUAAAACAUUUCGCAAGUGAUGCAAGUGAACGGCGCAAGUGAGGGAAGCGGGGAGGCAAAAUUAGAGAUUUUUUUUUUUUUUUCCCAGGACAAAUAUUUUAUUUAUAUCAGUCUCACAAAUGGUGGACACACAAAAAAUAUAUACGUUUUUAACAACAUCCACAUGUAAACCAUAUGUCUUUGGCUUUUUUUUCUUCUUUUCCGCUAAGAAAAUAUUAAAUAGCUUGUAACAUAUUUAACUGUAAGAAAAUAGACAUUAUUCUUUAUAGUCUGUCUGUCCACAGAAUCAUCUGAAGUAUUGCAUAAUCUUAAAGGUCAAUAUUAAUAAUAAUUGUAAUUAAGUACAGAUAGUAAAUAUGCCUUCAUAAGAUAAUUAUACUUUUUCAAGGGUUUGACUGACAGUGCAUCUCUUACACCUGGUGCUAACAUUUGUUUAGUGUCACUGUGCAUCAUUAUAUUUCUUUUUUUUACAAUAUUUUAACAUUCUUUUACAGAACACAUGUACCAGCUCUGGCAUUUAAGGAGCACGGCUUGAACAACAAACUAUAUUAAACUGAGUAAUUCAGUGCA
This is a messenger RNA of Centropristis striata (black sea bass), 2170 nucleotides long. RefSeq names its product protein SSUH2 homolog. The record is from RefSeq and is a predicted model, not a curated record. The transcript is spliced from 12 exons. Lineage: Eukaryota; Metazoa; Chordata; Actinopteri; Perciformes; Serranidae. The coding region runs from base 96 to 1181 and encodes 361 amino acids.